AUGAAACCCUAUGUCUAGAAAAACAAGAAGGACUCCCCCUUGGUUCAGUAAUCAAAAGCAAUGAGUUAUUUGUUGAGACAUGGAGCCUAGAAGGAAGGUAUUCCAAUCAGAUAAGAUGGUUUUGUGUUGGUUUAAGAUCUACUCAAUUGGAAGUCGAUGGCCAAUCUUAAAGCAAAUGUUCAAAGUAUCAGGAAUGUAGUGGAUAAUAAUGACAAGAAGAGAUUUGAACUGAAAGAAAUAGAUGGAUAAUUGUAUAUUAGAUGUGUCUAGGGACACACCAUUGAAAUAAAUGAGGAAGAACUAUUGGGAGAAAAUACCUAGUUUCCUGUCAUUGUACAUGGUACAUACUUCUAGGCUUGGGAGUUGAUUAAGAAUACUGGAUUAAAUAGGAUGGCAAGAUAGCAUAUACACUUUGCAGUAGGAUUACCAGGAAAUGAUGCAGUAAUCAGUGGAAUGAGAAACACAUGCGAAGUCAUUAUAGAGGUGGAUAUGGAAAGAGCAAUGAAGGCAGGCAUUGAAUUUUAUGUUUCUAAAAAUGGAGUAGUGUUGUCAAGUGGAAUUGAUGGUGUGAUUGCACCGUAAUUUUUUAAAAGAGUAACCACAAGAAAGGGAUAAGACAUUCAUUUUUAAUAAUAAUAAAUAUGA
Paramecium tetraurelia is the source of this 645-nucleotide messenger RNA. RefSeq lists its product as uncharacterized. Gene Ontology annotation, biological process: tRNA splicing, via endonucleolytic cleavage and ligation. The record is from RefSeq and is a predicted model, not a curated record. The transcript has 2 exons. Lineage: Eukaryota; Ciliophora; Oligohymenophorea; Peniculida; Parameciidae. Gene Ontology annotation, molecular function: tRNA 2'-phosphotransferase activity.